UCUCUGAACACCUUCAUUAACCACCUUAAUCCUAAACCAAAUGGCUCUUUAAAAAUCAAAGCCAGCUUCUCAUCAUCAUUUUGAUUUCACUGUCUUCGUGUCUUAACCAAGAAGAAGAAGAAGCAGAGGAAAGGCUGUAUACCUUUCCUUCUUCUUUCCGUUUCCCCAGCUUCUGUAGUUUACCGGAAGAGAAAAGCAAGAUGAGUCCACGACAGGAUCUUCUGAAAACGACGGCGUUCUUCAUAUACCCGGAGAAGCCACGUGACAUGGUCGUGCUUAUCACCCGAAUCGCCCUUCUCAUCUGCCUCUUCACCUCCAUUGCUCUCGUCCUUUACGUCUCCUUCUCGAACCGGCCAUACCCUUUUAUUCGGUUCACUUCCCUGGACCUGAAAAUCGGCUCUGAAACUCCCGACAAUGCCCCGACCAACAUCUCGCAUCUCCUCUUCGGCAUCGGUGGCUCAGCCAAGACUUGGAAAGAACGACGCGCUUUUAGUUCGCUCUGGUGGGACGUGGAAUCCACUCGCGGGUUUUUCUGGCUUGAUGAAAAGCCCGACGAGACCGGGACCUUUAACGGUUUUGAUGCGGAAGCGGGAGUUUCGUUGCCUUAUCGGAUAUCGGGUCCGGAAUGGACCCGGUUUAAGUAUUCGAGUUCGAGAUUUGCCGUUCGGGUCGCCCGAAUAAUAUACGACAGUUUUAACUUGAAGUUGCCUAACGUGAGGUGGUUCGUGAUGGGUGAUGAUGAUACUGUGUUUUUCACUCAUAACUUAGUUUCUGUCUUAGCGAGGUAUGAUCAUCAUCAAAUGUGGUACAUCGGAGGAAACUCGGAGAGCGUAGAACAAAACGUAAUGCAUGCAUACGACAUGGCGUUCGGAGGGGGAGGUUUCGCCGUGAGUUACCCAUUGGCGGAGAAAUUAGUCAAAGUAUUGGACGGUUGUCUCGAAAGGUACUAUUAUUUUUACGGCUCUGAUCAAAGGAUAUGGGCAUGCAUCAGUGAGAUUGGGGUGCCACUCACCCGAGAACCCGGGUUUCAUCAGUUUGAUAUUAGAGGGGAUCCAUAUGGUCUGCUAGCAGCCCAUCCUAUGGCACCACUUGUCUCAUUACAUCACCUUGAUGGCUUGGUGCCCAUGUUCCCCAACAAGACCCGGAUAGACUCCUUGAAGACAUUUAUGAAAGGGUACCGGGUCGACCCUGACCGGAUCCUCCAGCAAAGUUUCUGCUAUGACAGCAAGAGGAAAUGGUCAAUUGUAAUUGCAUGGGGCUACACCAUUCAGAUAUAUCCACGGGUGGUGACUGCAUCUGAUCUGCAUAUGCCACUGCAGACUUUUAAGACAUGGAGGAGUUGGAGCAAUGGACCUUUCACAUUUAAUACCCGACCCAUGCCAGCUGACCCGUGUGAAUGGCCAAUUGUUUAUUUCCUGGACCAGGUCGACGAGGUUAGCACGAGUGGAACCCGGACCAGGUACAAGAUAGCCAAGUCUGGGAAAACGUGUAAUAGAACACACUAUGGCCUUGCAAUGGCUGUGAAUAGCAUCACAGUUUCUUCAAUGAAGAUGGCUCCAGAUUAUUGGCAAAAGGCACCACAUAGACAAUGCUGCGAGAUCAUGGAUCGAGGAAGCAUAAAGAGUGGAAGCAUGCGAAUUAGGAUUCGGAAUUGCAGACAAUCGGAAACAACUACUAUCUAGAGGUAGGCAGUGCAGGCCUGAGAAUUUUCUACUUAUGUAAAUACUCACUUACACGAGAGUAUCGUUAGUAUCUAGGAUUUUUAAUGGCCAUUUUUCGGGUAGAGGAACCUACACUCCCCUUUCUUUUCUCAUUUUAUUUCCAAUGCGCACUUGCGCGUGCAUGUAUAUAUCUAUUGCCAAGAAUAACGUUGAUGAAAAAUGACUCGGGAGAGUGAUACUUGACCUUUUCGAGAAAGGAGAAAACUUUUGCUUGUUGUAUGCAGCAUUCAAGUGAAAAUGAGUAU
Messenger RNA from Theobroma umbraticum, 1966 nucleotides. Its product is annotated as beta-1,3-N-acetylglucosaminyltransferase lunatic protein, putative (DUF604). The record is from RefSeq and is a predicted model, not a curated record. NCBI's taxonomy places the organism in Eukaryota, Viridiplantae, Streptophyta, Magnoliopsida, Malvales, Malvaceae.